AUGGCAUCCUACAAGAAGGUCGCUCUCCUCGGCAAAGGCCACCUGGGAAGCGCGGUGCUCCAUGGCCUAGUUGAAGCCGGAUUCGACGUUUCUGUCCUGAGCCGAGACGUGUCUGGUCUGAAGGACCUUCCGUCCGGCGUCAAGGCCGUGCAGGUAGACUACUCCUCCGAGGACAGCAUCGUCGAGGCCCUGCGGGGCCACGAUGCAGCCGUCUCCACGGUCGGAUUCGGGGCCCUCAUCAACCAGGAACCGGUAAUCGAGGCCUGCAUCAAGGCAGGUGUGAAGCGCUACAUCCCCGCUGACUGGGGCACAACCACGACCGACCCCGAUGCGCGGUCGCUGCCAAUCAACGCCCCGUUCGUUCGCGUCCAAGAUCUGCUCAAGGAGAAGGCUGCUGCCGGCCAGCUCGAGUGGACCAUCUUCUCCAUCGGGGCCUUCCUGGAAUACGUCGUCGACUACAACUUCGUCCUCGACCCCCAGAACCACUCGAUUGACCUCUACGAUGGUGGGGAGCACAGCUUCAGCUCCACCAGGAUCGCCACCAUCGGCAAGGCCGUCGCCAGCGCCCUCAAGAUCCCCGAGAAGACCAAGAACCGCAACCUGUUCGUCCACGACGUUGUCCUGACCCAGGCCAAGGUCCUCGCGAGCGCCAAGAAGUAUACCCCCGGGGUUGAGUGGAAGGUGACUCGGCUCAAUAGUUCCGAGGAGCUUGAACGCGCUAUCAAGGAUAUAGCGGCGAACCCGACCGAACGGAAAUUCGCCUAUGCUGUUCUCAAGGCUUCCAUCCUGGGAGGCAAGUUCCGCGCUUCCUAUCCCGAGGUGGACAACGAGCUCCUGGGGCUCCCUCUCCUGUCCGAUGAGGAGAUUGAUAAGAUCUUUGCUGCCAGGUUCCAGAAGGCCUGA
Geosmithia morbida is the source of this 903-nucleotide messenger RNA. Its product is annotated as Nucleoside-diphosphate-sugar epimerase. The coding region runs from base 1 to 903 and encodes 300 amino acids. The record is from RefSeq and is a predicted model, not a curated record. Gene Ontology annotation, molecular function: oxidoreductase activity. The transcript has 2 exons. Lineage: Eukaryota; Fungi; Ascomycota; Sordariomycetes; Hypocreales; Bionectriaceae.